CCUGCCUGUCGUUACCGAAAAUGCCUCAUGGCAGGCAUGAACCUAGAUGCGCGUAAAACCAAGAGAGGGAAUCAAUCCGGAAAGGUGAUCCAGCAGCCGUCGGUUCCAGAGCACAGUCUUCCUCCGCUGCCUGAGCCCCGGGCACUGGUGCCCAAACCCAUGCCCCAGGUGGUGCCCACCAUGCUGUCACUGCUGAAGGCCAUCGAGCCGGACACCAUCUACGCCGGAUACGACAGCACCAUACCGGACACCUCCACCCGCAUUAUGACCACUCUGAACCGGCUGGGCGGCCGGCAGGUCAUCUCCGCGGUCAAAUGGGCCAAAGCUCUGCCAGGGUUUAGGAACCUGCACCUGGAUGAUCAGAUGACCCUCCUGCAAUGCUCCUGGCUCUUCCUCAUGUCCUUCGGACUGGGCUGGAGGUCAUACCAGCAGUGUAAUGGAAACAUGCUGUGUUUCGCACCAGAUCUAGUCAUCAAUGAAGAGAGGAUGAGGUUGCCCUACAUGAAUGAUCAGUGUGAACAGAUGCUGAAGAUCUCCAAUGAGUUUGUGAGACUGCAAGUGUCCAACGAGGAGUACCUGUGCAUGAAAGUCCUUCUGCUCCUGAGCACAGUGCCGAAGGAUGGUCUGAAGAGCCAGUCAGUGUUUGAUGAGCUACGGAUGUCUUACAUUAAAGAGCUGGGCAAGGCUAUUGUGAAGAGAGAGGAGAACUCCAGCAAGAACUGGCAACGAUUCUAUCAGCUCACUAAGCUACUGGACUCCAUGCAUGAUAUGGUGGGUGGACUCCUGAACUUCUGCUUCUACACCUUUGUGAAUAAAUCCCUCAGCGUGGAGUUUCCCGAAAUGCUGGCGGAGAUCAUCAGCAACCAGUUACCAAAAUCAAAGCUGGGAGUGUCAAAUCACUGCUCUUUCACCAGAAGUGACGGUCCUCCUCCCAGCAGCAGGACACGAUGCCUUAAAAGUCCACCCCAGCGGGACAACAGAGGCGUGUGAGAGCGCUGAGAGCCAGGACCGUAUGCAACCCAGCACACAACUCCAAGAUUGACCACAGUAAAGUGGACUCGGAGGAAGAGACGGGUAACUAGAGGUUGUAAAAACCUAAAAAAA
This is a messenger RNA of Carassius auratus (goldfish), 1104 nucleotides long. Its product is annotated as glucocorticoid receptor-like. The record is from RefSeq and is a predicted model, not a curated record. NCBI's taxonomy places the organism in Eukaryota, Metazoa, Chordata, Actinopteri, Cypriniformes, Cyprinidae.